AUGAGCCCUAAUGACCAGAAGAGCCUUGUUUCAGUUUCCCAGUCUCCAUCAGAAGCAGAGGGCGGGCGCCUUAAACCCUAAUAAAACCCUCUCCGUCUCUCUCACACACACACACACUCUCUCUCUCUCUCGUCGCUGCAACCCCUAACGUCUAAACUCUAAAACCCCUACACAGUAUAAACUUCCCCCAAUAACACUCCUCAUUGCCCAUUCCACCACCGUUAACUGGAAAAUCCAGGUUUUUUUUUGGCUUAAUCUCUCUCAAAUUGUCCACCGUAGCAUGCCCGUCAAGCUCCUCCCACACCUCCGUCUCCUCAACCAGUCACUUCCGCUAUCCCGUUUCUCCACCAUGAAGUCCACCAACCCAUCCCUCAAACACUACUCCUCUCGGGUCAUCCCCGUUUUCUCCCGGAUGUUCCCUCACAAGCUCAAGUACCAAUCUCUCUCCACAAGAUUAGGGCUCCCAACAGAAUAUCUCGGCUUUCGUCGGUUUUCGACCGGUGGUAGGUCCGGUUCGGGGGCCGAGGUCAGGGCUUCGAAGAGCCUUAUUGACGAUGAGGCUGAACUCAGUGAUUGGGUCAGUGGGCUGAGAUCGAACUCGUUUCGUACUCAUGAUGAUGAUAGUGGCAGUGGUUCGGGUAGAGAUAGAGGUGGAGGUAGAGGUAGUCAUAGGGGUAGGGGUAGGGGUAGGGGUAGGGAUGAGAGAAGUGGGAGGGAUGGGGCUAGGUUUUUGUCCUUUAAGAGGCAAAGGGAUGGUGAUUCGGAUGAUUAUUCAACUUCCAAUAGGCUAACGGGCAGGGAUUCAUAUUCGAGGGAGAAAACACGGUUUGGUGGUAAAUUCGAGGGGAAGGAUGAUGGGUUUGUGUCACGGAGGAGAGACAAUGGUUGGCAAGGGGAGAAGGAUUCGACAAUGUCUAAGAGAGGUGGGCGAAGUUCGGAAUUUGGGUAUGGGCGGGACCGAGGGGGAGGAGGAGGUAGGGGUAAUGGCCGAGGCAGUGGUGGAUUGAAUAGAGGCGGGAAAAGUAUGCAAAGAGGGGGGUUUGUGACCUCAGACGAGGAAAUUGGCGAUGAUAGUGAGGAGGAAGGGGAAGGGAGGUUAACUAAGAGAGGUGUGAGGGGUUCGGAUACUAGGUAUGGGCGGGACAGAGGGGGGCGAGGGGGUAGGAGUGAUAGAAGUAGUGGAUUAAGGGGUAGCGGCAAAAGUUUGAGAAAAGGCGGUUUGGUAACCUCAGACGAAGAAAUUGGUGAUGAUGAUGAUGAAGGGGAAGGGAAGUUAGCAAAGAGAGGUGGGAGGGGUUCAGAUUUUGGGUAUGGGCGGGACAGAGGGGUACGAGGGGGUAGGAGUAACGGUAGUAGUGAAUUGAAGGGAAGCGGGAAAAGUUUGACAAAAGGUGGUUUGGUGACCUCAGACGAAGAAAUUGGUGAUGAUGAUGAGGGAGGGGAACGGGGGUUAAUGAAGAGCUUUAGUGAUUUGAUAAGUGAAGAAGACAGUGAGGGAGAAGAAGAGGAUGGUGACGGUAGUGAUGAUGAUGAUAUGCUCAAGAAUGCAGGUUCUCUCUUUGCCAGAAAGAAACAAGCUAGUUCACAGGCUGUGCCUAGUUCGCCUGGCAGAAGUGACUCGUACUUGAGCGAGACCAGGUUUGAUAAAUGUUCAGUUUCUCCCUCUUCAUUGAAAGGAAUUAAAGAUGCUGGAUACGAGACGAUGACUGUGGUGCAAGAGGCAACACUUCCUGUCAUUCUUAAAGGUAAGGAUGUUCUCGCCAAGGCAAAAACUGGCACUGGGAAAACUGUUGCAUUUUUGCUUCCAUCGAUUGAAGUGGUAGUCAAAACACCCCCUGUGGAUCGUGAUCAAAAGAGACCCCCAAUUAUUGUGCUGGUAAUAUGCCCAACUCGAGAGCUUGCUAGUCAAGCAGCUGCAGAGGCUAACACCUUGUUGAAGUAUCAUCCUUCAAUUGGUGUCCAAGUAGUUAUAGGAGGUACAAGACUUACUCUAGAGCAGAAACGUAUGCAAGCUAAUCCAUGUCAGAUUCUUAUUGCUACUCCCGGAAGACUCAAAGAUCACAUUGAGAAUACAGCAGGAUUUGCAACUCGGCUCAUGGGUUUGAAAGUCCUUGUGCUUGAUGAAGCUGAUCAUUUACUAGAUAUGGGUUUCCGCAAAGAUAUUGAGAGGAUCAUAGCUUCUGUUCCAAAACAACGUCAAACACUUCUGUUUUCUGCUACUGUUCCAAAAGAGGUCCGGCAAAUUUGCCAUAUUGCUUUGAAAAGAGAUCAUGAAUUUAUCGAUACAGUUGGAGAGGGUACUGAGGAGACAAACUCACAGGUCAGUCAGAUGCAUCUAGUUGCUCCUUUGGACAAGCAUUUUCCACUACUGUAUGUUCUACUGAAAGAGCAUAUCGCAGAUGAUGUAGAUUACAAGGUUCUUGUGUUCUGCACUACUGCAAUGGUCACGCGGCUAGUUGCUGACCUCCUUGGUGAGCUCAAUCUCAAUGUUCGAGAGAUCCAUUCUAGGAAGCCACAAAGUUAUAGAACAAGGGUCUCUGAUGAAUUCCGGAAGUCAAAGGGCCUUAUUCUCGUGACUUCUGAUGUUUCUGCACGUGGUGUUGAUUAUCCCGAUGUUACUCUUGUCAUACAGGUUGGCUUGCCAUCCGAUAGAGAGCAGUACGUGCAUCGACUUGGUAGAACCGGUCGUAAAGGUAAAGAAGGCCAGGGCAUAUUGCUAUUGGCACAUUGGGAGGAAUCCUUUUUGUCUUCUAUUAAGGAUUUGCCAAUUGCAAAAGGCCAGAUACCUUCGAUUGAUCCAGAGACAAACAAAAAGGUGGAACGAGCAUUGUCUCAUGUAGAGAUGAAAAACAAAGAAGCCGCAUACCAGGCAUGGCUUGGUUACUACAAUUCUAAUAAGAUUGUGGGUCGGGACAAGUACAGACUUGUGGAGCUUGCUAAUGAGUUCAGCCGAUGUAUGGGGCUCGACAACCCUCCAGCAAUUCCCAAGCUUGUCCUUGGUAAAAUGGGACUGAGAAACAUUCCUGGUUUGCGUUCUAAAUAGAUUUACAAAUUUUGGAAUGCUUCUCUUGUCUCAUAAUUUCUGUUGUGACCUGAAGGAAAAUGGUUGCACCAUUAACCCUACUCUAAAAGCUUAGGCCUUGUCUCGAUUAUGUAAUUCAUACAAGGAAUUGAUCUGUGUUCAUAUUCGUUGAAACAUCCAGGAAAAAGAUGAGUAUAUCCGCAUUUGCUUUCUAUUGUUUCCUUGUACUGGAAAGUGAGAAUCUAGCAUUUUUCCAAUGAACCAAUAUUUUGAUCUAUUGAUUCUGAGGACUGAAUUGAGUUUUUCCCGUUGGCUAU
Rhododendron vialii is the source of this 3339-nucleotide messenger RNA. Its product is annotated as DEAD-box ATP-dependent RNA helicase 31-like. Lineage: Eukaryota; Viridiplantae; Streptophyta; Magnoliopsida; Ericales; Ericaceae. The coding region runs from base 281 to 3043 and encodes 920 amino acids. Gene Ontology annotation, cellular component: chloroplast. The record is from RefSeq and is a predicted model, not a curated record. The transcript is spliced from 10 exons. Gene Ontology annotation, molecular function: nucleic acid binding; ATP binding; RNA helicase activity.